Molecule: messenger RNA, 1017 nt
Organism: Acaulospora morrowiae
Lineage: Eukaryota; Fungi; Glomeromycota; Glomeromycetes; Diversisporales; Acaulosporaceae
Source: the annotation of a GenBank genome assembly
AUGUUUACUUCUCUCUUUGAAAUGUGGAAGGUGGAGGAAAUAUGCGACUUAUUCCUUACCGAUAACACCAAACUUCGUAGGGUACUCUUUGCCCUUCUUUUCAGCGAACUGUUUCACGCCCUUGCUCACUUAAAGGUUCUGUUAAGCAUUCGGUUUCCUAACGGUCACUACACCGCAAAGCAACUCUGGAAUCGUUCCUUCUACUUUUUAUGUGAUAUUCUGUCAGUUGUUGUCUCUUGUAUGGUUUUGAAUUUGAUUUUUGUGGAUAACGGCGAUCUUGAAGGUCGCGAUAAGCAUGGCUACAUAUUUGUCAGAUUAAACAAAGAUGAAAUGAAACUGUUGCAUCCUAUCACAACCAUUUUGGCGGCUGGUCAUUUCUUGUUACAUUUUUUUUACAUUAGUGGAUGGUUUAGUGGAUACUGGACAUAUCUGAAAAAUCAACGAAGGGAAAGCAAGGCACGUGAAAAUAAAUCAAUUGGUAUUGAUGGUGUAGAUGACAAGGGAAGCACUAAAUCUAACACUAUUACAACUUCACCUCAAGAUACUGCGCAUUUGCAAAAAAAAAGAGAACCUGAAAAUAAUGAUCUUAUCGACUUUGACGGAGAACCAACAAUUCCUUUAUCAACCGAGGAAAGCAAAACUGCAACUCAGUUGUUCUUAACAUUGGAUGAGUCUGUGGUUUGUGAAAACUCCGGUGAUACAUUUUUCACUUGCGAAUCUACGUUCAGCACCAUGAUAGAGACUUCAAUUACUCGAGAUUCGAUUUCUCGAAGAAACAACGCAAACGAUACUGAGAUUACAGAUAAAAAAUCACGUGAUGACGAAAUUCUCUCAGACCAUGCAAAUUUUUUGGGCAAUAAAUUUGUUAGGAAUGUAUUGGUCUGGUCAGCAGCCCAGGGAUGGGAAGCAAAGAAAAAGACCAAAUGGCAUUGGUGGCAUACCAUUGGGACGUGCUAUGAUAUUCUUGUGCACACCGUGACCUUCUGUUGGCUUGCUAGGGCUCUUGGAGAUUUGUGA